UCCUUCAGGCCAGUUUGCAUGCCAAAGCAAUGGGUCUUGAUAGCAAAGAUCCUCAUGAAAUACAUAAGUUUUUUAUGAACAGUAGUGAUUCAGAUUUGGUGGUAGCAAGAGUGCCAAGAUUAGAAGGCACUACAAUAAUGUUAUCAGAAAUACAAUUCUCGCCGUGUGCUGAGAAAAUUAUAGAAGGAGAAGAAGCUUUUUUGACAGAUUUGCCUUACAAUAUCUUAGUGAAUGGAAAAUACAAUAAAGUGCCUAUGAUUAUAGGAUCUAAUACAGAAGAAGGAUUGUUAUUUGCUGGUAUGGAGAACACACAUUAUUUAGAAAAAGUCGAUUACGAAAUGGUGUUUCCAAAAGACUUGGAAAUUCCAUCUGACGAAGUACGGAAAGAUGUAGCUCAAAAAGUGAAGAAGCUGUACAUGGGUGAAAACGAGAUAUCAGUAAAGACCAUACCACAGAUAUCCAAAUUAUAUGGGGAGCCAUUUAAUAACUACCCUCCGGUAGAAGAAACGAAUCUCAUAAUGCAGACGAGUGAGCAGCCAGUGUGGCAUUACCUAUUUGGUUAUGAGGGUAGAAGGAACAUAUUGAAGUUGAGUGUGGGCUCUCAUAACGCGAGUGGCGCCACGCACGGCGACGAGUUAUUUUAUUUAUUUAGUCAAGAAAUCAUACCCACACUUUUUGAAACAGACAUGAUUCAGAAAAUGACGACGUUAUGGACGAAUUUUGCUAAAUACGGUGAUCCAACGCCAGAAACCAGUGAGCUAUUACCAGUGAAGUGGUCACCAGUGGCACCAGAUCACCAACGCGCCCUCUACAUUGACAGAGAGAUCAAAACCGUACCUCUAUGGUACACAGAAUCUCUUAUUUUCUGGAGAGACUUGUACGCAAAGUAUCGGAGAUCGUUAGACUUUUAA
Messenger RNA from Ostrinia nubilalis (European corn borer), 911 nucleotides. Its product is annotated as carboxylic ester hydrolase-like. The record is from RefSeq and is a predicted model, not a curated record. The coding region runs from base 30 to 911 and encodes 293 amino acids. The transcript is spliced from 2 exons. NCBI's taxonomy places the organism in Eukaryota, Metazoa, Arthropoda, Insecta, Lepidoptera, Crambidae. Gene Ontology annotation, molecular function: serine hydrolase activity.